AUGCUUGACUUGAGCUCGUUAGACCAACCAUCUGACCAAUCCUGGGCUGACAUGGUGGAUGAGGAACUAGAAAACGUUCAGUCAGAUGACGGUAAAUCCACAAGCACCCCUUCAUCUGAACACACACCUUCCCACGCCAAUGGGGCAAGUGCAUCGAAUGCAUCAGCUGUUGAAUCUAAACCAGCGAGAGAUGAGCAACCUAAGGAAGAGAAGGAGAAGCAAGCUGACAGCAGUAGUGGGGUCGUAUGGAGGAUACCGGAUGCUAAGCAACGGCAAGAACAAAAGAGUGUACUUCAAAUGCUUAUUGAACGACGCAAGAACCUUGAAAAGCUAAACGAUGAGCAGAAGCAACAACAACAACAAGAUCGAAGGCGUGAGUCAUAUAAACGAGAACAACGACGAGAUGUGGAAGAACGACGCCAAUCAUCUGCUGGAAGAAGCGAUUCUGUUGAUAGUUGGAGACGACCCAUUGGGAAGUAUGAGCGGAUUCCUGUGCGACCUUUGGAGGAGAAUAAGAUCAGUCAAUGGGCAAGCUAUUCAGCAACAUUGCAAAAGGAAUUCAAGGAAGAACAAGAGGAGGCUCAACGUGAAUUCAUUAGACGAUUUGGAUCAAAGGCAGCCAACGAUAGAAUGGAUGGUAGCAACAGCAGCAAUGGCAGCAACAGCCCCAAAGCAGCAACAUCAACACCUCUCGAGAUCAAGAUUUCAGCUGAUGGUCCUAGCGAUUGGGCCGAUGAUUUUCCAUCAGAUGACGAGUGGCCUGUGCACCAUGACGAUGAUGAUGGCGAGAAUGUGGAAUCCGGCAGGGCGACUGCAAAGGAGGAUAUUACAAAGGAUGAGAAUGAGCUUGUCAAUGAAAUGCAAAAGACUCGGCUUGAGGAAGAAUCAUCACCUAUUGUGGAUGAGAGCAAGACCAAUAGUAGACCCACUGUAGCAGCUGUGCCGGUUGAAAACAAUAGCGCCAAUGACGCUUCAGCACCAGAGCAUGAUGGUACACUUGACAAUGAAGAAAAGGAUAUGGAUCAAAAGCAGCAGCAGCAACCGGACGAGGUAUCUAUGGGAUGGCAAGCAUUUGCAGAGAAUGGAACAAAGCCAAUAGAAAACAAGAAAGAAGAGGAAGAGCAACAUCAACCCAACGAUACGUCAGCGAGCAGUGAUAUUGAUCAGCAGCAGCAGCGACAACAACCACCACCAGCAGCAGUCAAGAGUGCUGUUCAUGAAUUACCAGGUCAACUCAAAUGGGCGGCUUUUGCACAUGAAGAAUCACAAAAGAAGACCAUGAAAACGCCCAUUAUUCAUGCAUCACCAAGCGUAUCAUCCGGAACAUCAGCCUCUUAUAGCAGCCGAGAUCCACCACACACACCUGAUGAGGGUACACGAGCACAAUCGCCAUCUUGUAGCACAUCCACUACCAACAGCGAUAAACAACCACCAUCUUCUUCAUUAUCAUUAUCAUCCUCACCACCACAACCAAGACAACGAUCGCCAUCACCUUUGAAAAAGAAAACGCCAUUACCUGCUCGUUCAGCGCGUUCACAAAUCAUGGGCCAUCUAUUAAAGAAUGAGAGGAAACCUCGUCCACUGACUACAACAGAAAACAAGGUCGCACAGCAAUUACAGCAACCCGCCAUGGUGGAAUUCAAGGAACGUCAGACGCAUGUGGAACGUGUAUAUCCCAGCACUUUAGAAACAUCCAGUGUUACCAGCGAUCAUGAAACAGCUUCGGUUGCCACUAGCAACAGCCAUCACUCGACGACAGCGGAUCAUCAUCAUUCAACAUCACCAUCGCAACCAAAGCCUAUCAACAUCAAUAACGAUCGAGCUGUCAAUGGCUGGCAGUUGUUUGCACAAGAGCAUGAUACAACGGCAGAGAUGCAUCGUUCACCACGAUCUUAUCGUUAA
Messenger RNA from Lichtheimia ornata, 1902 nucleotides. RefSeq lists its product as uncharacterized. NCBI's taxonomy places the organism in Eukaryota, Fungi, Mucoromycota, Mucoromycetes, Mucorales, Lichtheimiaceae. The record is from RefSeq and is a predicted model, not a curated record. Bases 1 to 1902 code for a protein of 633 amino acids. The transcript has a single exon.